AUGCUGCUUUAUCGCGCGGCGAUGGUUGCUGUGGCCACGUUUUCCGACGCAGGGAGCUCGAGUGCUGGUAAUGCUGAGUGCGCUAUCUACAAUGCGCCUUUGUGCCACCCUGGUACAAUCGAGAUUUUCGUGAAGCGGUUCACAGCCAAGACUGGUGAUCCAACCAAGGCAUUGAAUGUGUGGCUCGUUCAGGGCGGCCCUGGGUAUUCGUCUACCACACUGGAACCGACGAUGCUUGAUUUGUACAAUCAAUUACAAGGAAAAGUGAACGUGUACACAAUGGACCAUCGUGGUACUGGCCGUAGUACCCGCUUCGACUGCGCUGCCAUGCAUAAGGCAGCUUCGGGAUCGGGGUCAGGUGGCCAGAUGAGCCCGUUAGAAGUUGCUUCGUGCGCAAAGGAACUACAGUUCAAGUAUGGAGAUCUGUCUUCGUUUUCCAUGACCAGUGCUGCUACCGACGUUGCCAAUUUCAUCUCCGAGUACACGAACCGUGAGAACACUAUCGUAUACGGUGUGAGUUACGGAACAGCCUUGGUGGAACGACUCAUGCAUUUGAAUACACCGAUGGUGUCCGGCUACGUCCUUGACGGUAUUGCCACAACAUCAGGAGCAUCGGCGGAUCCAUUUCCUUACAUAUCGUUUUGGGACAUCGACUACGGUGAAGUGGGAGACUCUUUUCUCGACUUGUGCGAUCAAACUAAAGCAUGCAGCCGGUACUUCAAGUCAGAAACGUUGUCUUCAACAUUGCUCCGAGUAUUUAGGAAUGUUGACAAAAAUCCCAGCUCGCCGUGCGCUCAGCUACUAAUUUCAACGGAUACGGGACACAAUCAGACUAGCGAGCCUCCAUCGUUCUCUCUCCGUCGAAUUUUCGGAUUGCUACUGGUAUUUUCUUACAUGAGAACGCUUAUUCCACCGGUUGUUCACAGGUUUAACCGGUGUGCACCAGAUGAUGUUAAAAUUUUGACUGAACUCACAUCGAGUCUUAAAUCCUCUACAAAGACCCAAGACGACGCAUACAAAUCAAUGCUGUUGUAUUAUCUUAUUAUUUUCUCGGAAAUGUGGGAAACACCUGCGCAUUCCAGCCAAACUAUGAGAAAACGAUUUGCGGACACGAGAAUCUCCGAUGGAGGAUUUUACGAAGUGGAUGGUGGCGGUAUUUACAGGUUGAAUUCGCUGUAUUGCGCUUUCUCUAAAGAGACUUCUCCUGCUUGCAAUGGACUCAAAGGGGGAAAUUAUACCUCAAAUGCCAUCAUAUACGAACGUGACGAAUACUGGAACAAAAGUGCAAUAAUUCCAAACCAAGCAAGUGUUUUGUUACUCAGUGGCAAGUUAGACCCGCAGACGCCACACAAGUAUGCCGAGUAUCUGCUCGAAGUAUUGGAUGGUGAAAACAAGGAGCUCAUUGCUUUUGACUAUGCUGCCCAUGGUACUGUUAUACCCACCCAGCACGUGGAGAGGGACUCGGAUAGCGAGAUGUGUGGAAUGAAGCUGCUUGCAUCGUAUGUCAAGAAUUCUGGAGAUCUAGCCCUUCUUGACAAGACGUCUCUGGAUAAGAUGCUGAGAUUUAAUUGGACGAUUCCGACAGAUUAUCUGUACGGCUACUUCGGCACCGAUGAACCAUACAAUGGCGCGUACAUCCCGAGCGCGAGUACGCAAUACUCUGACGAGUGA
This is a messenger RNA of Phytophthora nicotianae INRA-310, 1671 nucleotides long. RefSeq lists its product as hypothetical. The transcript has 3 exons. NCBI's taxonomy places the organism in Eukaryota, Oomycota, Peronosporomycetes, Peronosporales, Peronosporaceae. Bases 1 to 1671 code for a protein of 556 amino acids. The record is from RefSeq and is a predicted model, not a curated record.